UGGGUCACAUGUUGUCUCUUGUAAAACAUGUAGGUCCACUCCUCAUAUAAAGAAAUGCAACUACAGUAUUCUGACUUUAGACCAUUUUCUAUUUAGAUACAGUAACAUCCCUUAUGUGACAUGUUGUUGCUGCAUGUUAAUGCCCUGACUAGACUACUUUAAAAUGUGUCAACCACAGAACUCACACUUAGGCUAUGUCUGCUUCUACUAAUACUUACAGUAGACUACUUCUUGUUUCCACGCAGUGACAGUGCGUUGACUGACUGUUCAAGACCUCUCCUCUUCACUUCACUCUACUGCAGGGUGGGAGAUGCAACAAUGUCCUUGAGAACAGCAGGAAGUGUGUUGGUGGUCUUUCUCUGGUCUGUAGCAGUGGUACUGGGUCAGGAUGGCUGGAGUGUGACUUACACCACUCAGAGUAUCUGUGUCUUGAAGGGGUCAUCAGUAGAGCCGUCCUGCUCUUACACAUAUCCCAGUGGUACAGUCAGAACAACCUUCUGGUUCAACAAAUAUGAUGCUGUUGGUCCUGUAAGUCUGAGUGAUGACCCAGACUACAAAGGUCGUGUGACGUACCGUAAGGAUAAAGAGAAUGGACACACCCUGACAAUCACAGACCUGAGAGAGAGUGACUCAGCUACGUACAAAUUCCGAUUUACAGAUCAGACUGGGAAAUGGAGAUAUACUGGCGAACCUGGAGUCACUCUGUCUGUCACAGGUCUUCAGGUGAAGGUGACUGGUGGACAUCAGGAUAAGACACUGACCUGUAGCACCACCUGUACUCUGACUGACAACCCCACCUACAUCUGGUACAAGAACGGACAACAUCUAGAUGAGAGCACCUCCCCCCAGUACAAAGACCCAGUCUCCAGUAACUAUGAAGACAGCUACUCCUGUGCUGUAGAAGGCCAUGAGGACCUCCACUCUCCUGCAGUGUGUGUCCAGGGUCAGGACUGCAACAUAGUGACUUACACCAAGAGGACAAUCUGUGCCUUGAAAGGGUCAACAGUGGACAUAUCUUGUACUUAUGGCAGUGGUUAUGAUACUGUCACAUCAUCACUCUGGUUUAGUUCUAAACAGAAAUCUAGGUGGAGGGAUAAGUUGAUGCCUGAGGACCUAACCACAGACCCAGGGUAUGCAGGUCGUGUGGAGUAUGUUGGAGAGAAGGAGAGAGGUCGCUCCACCCUGAGAAUCACAGAUCUGAGAAUCACAGAUCUGAGAGAGGAGGACUCUGCUGAGUACAAGUUCAUAUUCAACACACAGACAUCAAGAUGGGGACACAGUUUCCCUGGAACAACUCUGACUGUCACAGACCUGCAGGUGAAGGUGACUCCUGCCACAGAGGCAGGGAAGAGGACACUGACCUGUAUCACCACCUGUACUCUGACUGACAACCCCACCUACAUCUGGUACAAGAACGGACACAAAGUAAAGGAGGACACUUCCAGACUGGACUCCGACUCCUUUAGUGAUGCAGACAGCUACUCCUGUGCUGUAAAAGGCUAUGAGAAUAUCUUCUCUCCUGCAGUGUGUCAGAAGUGUUGGAGUGUGACUUACACCCAUCAGAGAAUCUGUGCCUUGAAGGGGUCAACAGUGGACAUAUCCUGCUCUUACACACAUCCCAGUUAUCAUGAGAUCAAACAAGCUUUCUGGUUUACUAAAUGGUCUGGUAGGGAUCCUGAAGAUCUGAGCUCAGUGCCAGGGUAUGAGGGUCAUAUAGAGUACCUUGGGGAUAAGGAGAGUGACUGUACUCUGAGAAUCACAGACCUGAGAUUGAAUGACUCUGCUGGGUUCAGAUUCAGAUUCAUAACAUCUGGAGAAAAGUUUUCUGGCUCACCUGUCUCCCUGACUGUCACAGAUGUUGUGUUGGAGAUGGAUCCUACAUCUGUGUCAGAGAGGGAGAAUGUCACACUGAGAUGUAGAACCAAAUGUACACUGGUCUCCAACACAGCCUACAGUUGGUAUAAGAAUAGACAGCCUAUACCAAACAGCAACACCUCCUCUCCUGUCUAUAUCCUAUUCUCAGUCAGCAGUGAGGAUACAGGCAGAUACUCCUGUGCUGUAGAAGGACAUGAGGAUCUCCCCUCUGCUGAAGAGACUCUCACUGUCAGAUAUGGACCAAAGGUCACCUCAGUAUCAGUCAGUCCCUCUGGUGACAUAGUGGAGGGCAGUUCAGUGACUCUGACCUGCAGCAGUGAUGCCAACCCACCUGUGGACAAAUACACCUGGUACAAGAAGAACGUAACCUCACCAAAAGCAUCAGGACAGAGUUACAGCAUCACUAACAUCAGCUCUGAGGACAGAGGAGAAUACUACUGUGAAGCUAGCAACAUUAAAGGGACAGAGACUUCCAUCCCUGUCCAUAUUUAUGUCAUGUUAAAUCCUGCAGCAGUGUUUCCCUGGGUUCCUGUAAUGGGGGUGGGGGCUGUCCUGACUGCUGGAGCUCUGCUCCUCACCAUCUACUGCACUCUGAAGAGGAGAUACACAGGAGAAAGUGAUGCCACAACAGACACACAGAGUGUCCAUCCUGACUGUAACAGUGACACUUACACAGGUCUGAACAUGAGGACCAUGUCCCCUGACUACGACUCUCUGGCAAGUGUCCAUUCUGACCCUAACAGUAACAAGUGCACAUCUCUGAAGAAGAAUACCAGGUCACCAGAGUGACAUCCAGGCAAGAGAUAGUGAACCACCACAGAGCCUGGACUGAAUAGAACCACCACAGAACCUGGACUGAAGAGAACCACCACAGAACCUGGAAUGAAGAGAACCACCACAGAAGCUGGACUGAAGAGAACCACCACAGAAGCUGGACUGAAGAGAACCACCACAGAUCCUAGACUGAAGAGAAUCACCACAGAAGCUGGACUGAAGAGAACCACCACAGAUCCUAGACUGAAGAGAAUCACCACAGAUCCUAGACUGAAGAGAAUCACCACUGAAUCUAGACGGAAGAGAAUCACCACAGAAGCUGGACUGAAGAGAACCAACACAGAUCCUAGACUGAAGAGAUUCACCAAAGAAGCUGGACUAAAGAGCUACGGUUCCAAUCCAAAGCCAGGCCUCACACCUCUAUUCUCUUGCAACCAUAUCUAGAUGGUUUUCCAGACCAUGAACUUUAGCUUUGAGUAAAUGGUGGAAUAUAUUUGUAAUGUUCUUAUUAUGAUGAUAAAUGGGAUGGGUUAUGCUGCUGCUUUUUUUCAAUGGGAUUUUCCCAUUUCCAUAUUUUUUCUUGUGUCCCAAUCUGUUUCCUAUCUGUAGUUUAAGAUGACAUUUCUGAUCUGUUCCUAUGGGGUUUUGCCAUAUACAGAUGUUUUAUAACAUCAAUAGUACUACUUUCCUCAGUAACUAAUGAGGAUAAUAUUGAUAACAGCUUUCUAUCAUUUUUGUAGCUUUUGGGCCAAGUUUCUCCUGAUGUGUUUAAUGAUUUACUUUGUAUUGCUGUCAGACAUUAUUACUUAUUUGUAUGUUUUAUAUUACGUAAUCCUAUAUUGUUUUCUUUCAUUAAAAAAAAUGUAAUCAGUACAUUACAUACAUUUAAGCAUUUGCAGUUUUUUACAUGUUAUAUUAAUUAUAAUUCUAUAUUAAAAUUGUAUAUUAAAAA
Molecule: messenger RNA, 3601 nt
Organism: Oncorhynchus kisutch (coho salmon)
Lineage: Eukaryota; Metazoa; Chordata; Actinopteri; Salmoniformes; Salmonidae
Product: sialoadhesin
Exons: 14
Coding region: 319-2664 (781 amino acids)
Source: RefSeq, a predicted model, not a curated record